This is a messenger RNA of Impatiens glandulifera, 1566 nucleotides long. RefSeq lists its product as uncharacterized. The record is from RefSeq and is a predicted model, not a curated record. Lineage: Eukaryota; Viridiplantae; Streptophyta; Magnoliopsida; Ericales; Balsaminaceae. The transcript is spliced from 6 exons. The coding region runs from base 70 to 1437 and encodes 455 amino acids.
UUCUCUACAAAUUUGAAUGCUGCCGCUUGGUUUGCCACUCAGAUUUUUCUCUCUCUUCCCAUUUCCGCCAUGGAAGGCGAAGAAGAAAGCAGUUUCUUCUUCAUGCCGCCGUCUCAUGUCUCUCUACAGUCUUUCACUCCGAUAGCCACCCCCAAUUCCCGACGCCUCUCCAGCAAUUUCACUGAGCCUAGCCGCCCUGUUAGAGCCGCACGAAAACUGGCAUGGGUGUCCCUUCAAGGCAGGCUCGUCGGAGCAGAUGAAGCUAGCUCGGCUAAGACCAUAGGAGGAGGGUUAGACCCAGAGCAAUCCGUGGCUUGGGAUCUGUUCAGCCCGAUUCAUCGGGUUCUUACUGUUGCCGUUGUAGCUGCUGCAGCUUCGAAAUCGAAUAAGAACAAACAGAUUUCUGAUCUCAAGAAAUCGGUUGAACUUCGGGAUCAAGUGCUUCUUAAUAUGCAAGAAAAGCUGGAUAAAUUGUGCGAACAGGUUAACAAUGUUAGAGAACAACCAGAAGCCUUCACUGACAUGGGCAAUUGCUUUCGUCGUCUAAGCGAUCAUCAUUUCUUUUCAAACAAUGUCCCUUCUGGAAUUUCAAGCAGGAGAACUUCCUUUGGCGAUGAAAAUUCGUAUAAAUCAAAACCUCCUUUGUAUAAGGCGCAACAGGAACAAGAAGAACGCAGAAUGUCUGAUUUAUCGGAUUGGUGUUCUAGCGUCUCAUCCUCCGCUGAUUUGCAGUUAAACUCUAUUGCGAUCGAACAAGACAUUUACAAUAUGAAGAAGGAUUGUGAGGAGAAGGAUGCAACCAUAAAUGAACUGUCUUAUCUCCUUCAAUCCUCUGAAAAUGCAUCUUCCAAGAGGGUGGCUGAGUUAGAAGAGACUGUGAGAAAGAAGAACUUGAGAAUCACCAGACUUAAGAAGGAUAUGAUGGUGUUAGAACAAAAGGUUUUGCACUUAACUCGGCUCAGACGGCCAUCUUUCUCUGGCUCUGGGUCUGGCUCUAGUUCUGGAUCUGACUCAGUCCCAAGUUCAAACCAGAUGAAGGCUCCGGUGAUGUUAGACAACAUUUUGUACAACAUGGACAGCACCACAAGCCCUUCUUCAUCGGACUAUGAUGGUUCCCCGAUCAACAACCGACCUCAGCCUCCUCCACUUCUGAAAAACAUUGAGAACGUUCCUAAGGUUGCAGAGAUAUCUGAUGAGUUGAAGAUGAUGAAAAUCCAGCAGCAGCAACAAGUUUUGCGGCCGGUGGUGAGUCCCCUGAAAGAGAGAAGGAUUAAUCAAAGAAGUUAUGAUUUAGGAAGACAAAUCAAGCAGCAGCAGCAGCAGAAGACACCCUCUGAUUCUAGAAGCAGGAGGAGGGUUCAGAACUCGAGCUCCAUUAGUAGUAAUGGGUCCAAGAACUCAUCAUCUUCUUCUUCGGCUCAUAAGAGAUGGAUGUAGUAGAAUCAGAUAUUAUUAGUUCAAUGAAUAUUAUUCAUCAUUAUCUUCUUCUUCUGCUCUAGGUAGGUGUAAAAUCAAAUUUUUUGUUUCAUGAAUCAAUGAACAUGAAUGAACUCUGGUUUACUUAUU